AUGUAUCCAAAUAAUUUAUUUUAUGGGUCAUUAUUGAUCCUGGUAAUAAUUACCGGAUGUACCAAUGCAACUCAUUUUAGGUUCGCCACAACUUCAUGGACACCUACUGCUCAAUAUAAUGUAAUUAAUAUUAAUAUUAACUUGGCAUACCGUUUGUCAUACCCUGCUUUUGCCAAUGUGACUGAGAGUGUCGUGCUCAGGGGCUACAAUGGAAAGCCUUAUGUGGGUAGUGAUGUAGGUAUCGUCAAUUUUGGCGAUGGAUCAGCCACCGCCUCGCCAGAGUGCAUCGUUACCUCUGUCAACAAGAAGGACGACUGGUUCACCUGUUACAUGACCGUCGUCAAGACCUACCCCACCGUCGUCAAGACCUACACCAUCGCCUUUACCGGCGCCGCACGCAUCAGUACCCUGCUCAAUAACCACGACGCCAACUACCGUGCCCAGAUGACCGUCACCAUCACUCCACCACCAGGCGUCACCUACUCAUCACCAGUGUCCGGAGUGUUGCCAAUCAUCAAUGUGAUCAAGGGUGUGCCAAACUCAUUCCAGAUCGUCUCCAAUAAUGCUCCAAACGUCAACAAUAUCACCAACCCACUAAGAUUUACACUAAGUAAUGAUGCCUUAAUGGGUGGAGGUGGCCAGGUCCAACCCCAGGGUCUUUCAGUCGACUAUACCACCGGCUGGGUCACCUUCACACCGGCCUCCCUCGGUCUCUACACCACCCAGAUUACCAUCACCAACGGUGUGGACUACAUCGUGGCCGACUUUAUCCUCAACUCGAUUGUUGCACCAAAGAGCCCACCAUUCUUCUUUGGCGAUACUCCUGAGAAUGGACAGGAGAUCGUCAUCAAUAACAAACAGUUCAAGAAGUGGGCCUACCAAGCCAUGUCCAACAUGUCCACGCUCAGUGUCAGCAUGUACUAUGCCAACUCACCCGUUGGAGUUCAGUGCACACCACAAGUAGGUUCCAAUCCAGGUCUGAUCAACUGUAGCUGGACCCCCACCCUAAAGGAUGUUGGUAGCUAUGUCGUAUCCCUUGGUGUUUCCGAUUCCCAAGGUACCGCAAUGAAUGGACAGAGGUCAUUCAUUCUCACAGUCCAAUCUCCACAAUGUGGCCAUGGUACUCCAAUACCUAAUUGCCAAGAGUCUACUUGUUGCACUUGUGAUGAGGGAUGGGACCCUGAUUCAAAUUGUUUCGAGUGUGUUCCAGGUAGAUAUGGAGCCAACUGCACAAAGAACCCACACUGCUUCAAUGGUACCAUCAGUGAUGGUGUGAAUGGAAAUGGAGUUUGCUCAUGCUACUUUGGUUGGACUGGUGCCGCCUGCAAUGUCACCGUCUCCCAGUUCUGUCUCCCCGCCAACCAGACCGCCGUCAACUCGUUCACCACUGGUCAAGGUUAUCUCAGCCCCAAGUAUAUGCUCGUCUACGUCGGCCAGUCAUCCCCAGCCUUCACCCUUCCCCUCUCCCUGUCCGUCCCUUCAACCUUGCCAUCACUCGAUGUCUACAUUCUACUAGACGUGGCUACUACCACUGACAUUGCCAACAUCAUCUCGACAUACAUCAACUCCUUUGUGACCACAAUGAAGACCUACUCUGACGAGGUCCGCUUUGGUCUCGGUGUGUUCUCCGACGCGCCAGGUGGCUUCAACUACACCAACGUACUUGUUCUCGGCUCCACGAUCACCACGACCGUCGCCAACUAUAAGUUCACUAUCACCACCACCUCGUCAUCCGCUCGCAACGGUCUUGGAGCACUUCUUGAAGCAUCCCAGGCUGCCGUUGGCUGGAACUCGCAAGGCUACCACUCCCUGCUCGUCAUUACCGACUCUGACUGCGAGGGCCCAUCCGACUUUUACAAGACUGUUGGUCAAUCAUUGAUUCAAAACAGUGUGAUGCCCACUGUGCUCGGUGUGGGCGGUGCCACUAUGACCAACUGGAAGAACUUCCUGACCUCUAUCACAUUUGGUUACCAGGAUGUGUCAACCUCGACUUCAACAUCCGAUUGGGCCACCCGUGGUGUUAACCUUGUGAUGAGCGCAGUCAAAUUGGUCGCCCCAUUCACCUUUGAUGACAAGGAAGACUUCAUCACCAACACUAUCGCACCAUUCAACACAGCCAUGCCCAAGACCAGUGCCAUCCCCUUCAAGGUCACGCUUCCAUCCGGUGCCAUCACCAAGAACCAAGCAAAGGCCUCCAUCUCAGUGCCAGGAUAUGGUAUUACCAACAUUGACUUCACAUACAAUCAUCCACCCGUUGCCAUCGCUGGUAUGCUCACCACCACAAAGAAUGUCCAACAAUCAUUCAAGUUCCUGGUCAGCGACGCCGACUCCAACCUGAUGCUUAUCAAGUUCACCUCCCUGCCCGACCCAACCAUCGGCACUGUGUCCAUCAAUGGACUUGAUGUCAACACAACUGCCAGCUACAGCUCAAAGAGCAGUUUUGUCUUUGUGCCCAAGCUCGGUGUGUUCAACAAACGCACGAACUUUGGAUAUUCGGUGACUGAUGGAUGCGCUACCGUGACAUCCACAUUCGGCAUCUCAGUCGUGGACGACUACACUGGCACGCCACCAACUGCCUUGCCAACACUGGUCAACACCACAGUCAACCAAGCUGUUCGCUUCACGUUCAACUUCACCGACACCAACAAGCCAACUGCCAUGGUGAUGCUCGGAUCCCUUCCAACCAACGGUGUGUUCACAUUCAUCAAUGGCACAGUCAUCACCAGCAGCAUGAUCGGUGUGGCCAUCCCCCAAACGAUCAUCUACACGCCCAAGACUGGAAUGACCAAUGAUGACACUGUCGAUGGAAGAGGUCCAUUGGACAUUGUAUACUUCUCAGUCCUCAACGACAAGGGAUACAUCUCAGCAAUCCAGGCUGUUGCCAACAUCUUUGUCAAACCAUUCCAUCCACCAACAUACACUGGUCAGCUCGAGUUCAACACUUUGGAGAACACGCCACUUACAUUCUUGCUCACUGGCAAGGUCGGAACCAACCAGGACUACUACACAGUUGUGUUUGACUCAAUUGUUGGCCGUGGAAACAUCAGCUACUUGAUGUGUGCAGAGUUGGACACUUGCUACAAGCUCAUGACCGCUCCCUUUGUUACCAAUCCAAUAUUGCCAAGCAAUGGCAAGUCCCAACUGCUCUACGUUCCACCACCCAAUGACUACCAAGACAAGAUCAUGAUCAUCAAGCUACGAUUGGUAUCACCAAAUGGAGACGCUACAGAUUCAAUCACCAUCACAAUCAAUGUUAUUCAUGUACCAAAGCCACCAACGAUCGUCUUGGAGAGACAACAAGUUGUUGGAUCAGAUGUGGUGUCUGCUCUCGCUUCAACUGUCAGCAUCAACAUUAAUGAGUCUGUGAUAGUGUCCUUCUCAUCCUACAACUUUGACACUCCCAAUGAGACAUUGUCCUGCAUCAUUCAGUCCACACCUAGAAGAGGCAACUUGUUCGUGUUCAACGCCAACUCAGAGAAUGCCACUGGACCAAUGAUCACUUCCGGUCAGAACCUGGGCGUCGCCACCAAUGGCACGUGGAAGGUAGUCUACCGUCCAGUCCCAGGCACAUCAGGACAGGGAUAUGCCAAGUUCACCUUUGCCACCAUCAGCACCCUUCAACUGAUAUCACCAUCCGUGAGCAUUUUGUUCAACGUGAACCCAGUGUUCCAUCCACCAGUGAUCACCGUCAAUCAGGUGAACUGGACAUCAUUGAUCAACACUGCACUUCUUGUCACCAACGUGACAUUUGUCUCUGUGGACGUCUCGUACCAGAACAUGACAAUGAAUGUGUCAUUGUCCGAUGCCGAUGGAAAUGCACCAGCUGAUGGUGUCGCCACACUCCAACUAUUCGGCACCACUGCCGGCUAUUGCAGAUUCCUAUCAAACACCUCUGUCAGCUGUCUGGCCAGCAAGUACCAGCUGAAUUUGAUGCUCUCACAGGUGACAGUCACUGGCACCAACGUAGCCAACUACCAGAUGAUUGUCUACGUUGAGAACACCCACUUGAAGCGUGUCAAUGGCUUGACUUUGUCCCAAAUCUCCGACACCAAGUCAGCCUCGAUCAGUCUGGCCGCAGGCAGCACCAGGACCACCACCAACACAACAGUACUCUCAGCCGCCAUUGCCGCAGCUGUGGCUGCCGCAGGACUAUUGGCUGCCGCCCUCUGGCGUCUUACCAAACAUCUUUCACCUCCAACCAGUGCCUUCUUUGGUGAUCAACCAUUCGCCGAUGGUGCCAUCCAAGACAAUCCAAUUUACAAAGAGUCAGACAAUGCUGGUGUCAAUCCACUUUAUCUCUCUUAA
Acytostelium subglobosum LB1 is the source of this 4305-nucleotide messenger RNA. RefSeq lists its product as hypothetical. The record is from RefSeq and is a predicted model, not a curated record. The transcript has 3 exons. NCBI's taxonomy places the organism in Eukaryota, Evosea, Eumycetozoa, Acytosteliales, Acytosteliaceae. Bases 1 to 4305 code for a protein of 1434 amino acids.